CCUCCGUCUCAUGUAUGAGGUGCCCUUAAAUUUUCCCUUAAAAUUUGGGUUAUACAAGUAUCAAUUGCACUUAAAAUUUCCAUUUUCCCAGCCUAUCACGUGCUAGGGGGCGCAAUAUCGGUGGUGUUACUCUGAUCUAUUUCGGUCAAUUUAUGUGACUAGUGGGGGGGCUUCGUAAUUUCCUUUCGAGGCUGCAGGAGAUAUUUGCUAUGGCUGAUGUAGGCUAAGAAGUUGCGCCUCCCCGAGAGAUAGAGAGAGAGAGUCGUGGCCGGCGGAGAUAAAUGGGAACGCCUUCGCCUAAGGGGAAGCCGAAAGAAACCGUAGAAGUUUCUAGGGGCUUCUGGAACACCUGACGGGGACUGUGACCCGACUCCCCACCCAGGCGACUGCUCUCCUCCAGAAGGCUAAUGCAGGAUUUCCGGUCGAUACCGGGAGUCGCGGGCCGCAUCUUCGGCGGCGGGGAGGACCCCAGGCGGCCGGGAGGGUACCCGGCCGCGGCGGCGGCCCAGCAACCGCCGAUCAAGUGCCCGCGGUGCGACUCCACCAACACCAAAUUCUGCUACUACAACAACUACAACCUCUCCCAGCCCCGGCACUACUGCAGGGCCUGCCGUCGCUACUGGACCAAGGGUGGCGUCCUCCGCAACGUCCCCGUCGGCGGGAGCUGCCGGAAAACUAAGCGCUCCUCCUCGUCCUCCUCCUCUGCUGGCGGCGAUAGAGACAGCCACCGAUCCGCCGCCUCCCUAUCCAGCAGCGACAACUGCAGCCUCACCGCCCCCACCAUCGAGGCCUCCACCUCCGUCUCCACCACCCCCUCCGCCUCCUUCCCCGACUCUACCCUCUUCGCCUCCUCCCAGACCUCCCUGCCCAACCCUCCCUUCCAUCCGCCGCCGCAGCUGGUGGGGUUGGACACCCUUGGCCACCAGGCACCGGAGAUCUUCCCGGAAGCGGUGGGGGCAAGCAGCUUCACGGGACUGUUGCCCGCCGCCGCCACUUCACCAUCGGCCCUCGGGUUCACCUUCUCCGAUCCGCUGCCGCUCGGUCCUCAGCAAUCGCCGCCGAAGGCAGCGUUCACGGUGGCGCAAGACAUCAGGAUGCCGGGAAUCAUGGAUCAGACGGUCCCCGUGGAUCUACCACUGUUCCAGGGGCGAUCGGGAGGUGGCAACGGCCACACCGGGCUGGAGUGGCCGGCAUCGAUGCCCCCUUCCCUCUUCGAUCUCACCAGCGCCGUCGAUCCGGGUGCGUACUGGAACCAGAGCCACUGGGGGGACGCCGAUCCCUCUCUCUAUCUUCCGUAAUUAAUUCCUUGUUAACCCCCAUAAUUAUUAAAAAACGGAUGAUCUUAUUUAACAAAAAAGAGAGAGAGAAAGGAUGUGUGUGUCUUUUUAUUAUGGAUGUGUUUGUUUUUUCUUUAACUUUUUUCUUUAUUAGGUUGUUUUCAAAAUUAUAGAAAUAUAGAACAAAAUGCAACAAGUUAUUUGUUUUUCCUCUAAAUCA
Messenger RNA from Phoenix dactylifera (date palm), 1497 nucleotides. RefSeq lists its product as uncharacterized. Gene Ontology annotation, biological process: regulation of DNA-templated transcription. NCBI's taxonomy places the organism in Eukaryota, Viridiplantae, Streptophyta, Magnoliopsida, Arecales, Arecaceae. Gene Ontology annotation, molecular function: DNA-binding transcription factor activity; DNA binding. The record is from RefSeq and is a predicted model, not a curated record.